UUGCGGUCCUAUACUAGAGAGAGGUAGGUAGACUAAACAACCCCACGGCGAAAUUUGGGGAAGGAGCGGUUUCUCAGGAGAAUGAGCGACCGUCUUGACUUUAAUCUCGCUCUCCCAUCGGUACCUUAACCUACGACCCUGACUGCAGCUUGUUUUCUCUUGCAUACAUACUGUGCCAGGCUUUAUUUAUCUUAUUUUAUUUAUUUUAUUUUAUUUUUGCAUUUUCGUUUCUAUCUUUUCCCACUUUCUCUCCUACGAGGGGUGGGUUGCUUUUCUCCAGUGGUUGCUUUUGUACAGAGAUCUUUUUCCUCCCUUGGAUCCGUUUCUUGUUCUCUGUUCCGCUAGGACCUUUGGAGAAACACAAAAAAACACUGCCCACGAGAGCAAGACGCAACAGCAGCAAGAAAAAGAAAAAAAGACAGCAAAAAAGGGGGUUAGCUACUAUUCCCUACUUGAUCCAUUUUUUUUUCGGAGACGACCGUCGCUCCAGUCAAAAGACAAACAGACAUUUGGAGUCCCUUUCGUUUUUAUUUCCCUCUUUUAUUUUGUGGAAACAGUCAGUCUGGACUGGAAGCUCCUCCUCUUGACCUUGCCUAUGCGCCUCCUUACUCAUUCUCCAAUUUGUCUCCAUUGUUGACAUUCCCUUGAUGAAUCUGAUCUUUAAUCUUCAUGCACCGCACCACUAGGCGACCCCUUUUACCGUCGCUGCCGUGCUUGUUUUCCCUCCCCUCCCCGUACCACAUUUCGUGUCUGCCAUCAGAAGGUUGCCUUUAAUGCCGGACCUUUGUGUUACUAGGUAGCCUCACUGCGGCUACUACGUCCCGACUUCACUCGCCAAACCCCAGCUUCACAUCGAUUAGUUUCAUCACAUUUCUCAGGCUUUGCGCCGGGUAAAAACACAUCUUGAGCAACCAUGGAAGGGGUUUUGCUUGUUCCCCCGGACCGGGGGACCAUCAUCGGGCGGGCUAUGUGGAAGCCCCGAUUUGUCGUGGUCGGUCUGCAGAGGCGAUGGGAGCAGCCAUCAUCCGUACCCGGAAGAAUGACCAUGCCAAAAGACAAUCAGCCCAUUUUACCUUUUCUCACCAUCUUCAAGUCCAAGAACGACACUGAGCCCAUCCAACAACAUGCCCUCUCCUCUAUUACAGACUGUCAAGUCCAAGUCAUCGCACACAAGAAACAAGGACAAGUCGCCCCGACACUAGUGAUAACUGUCGCUUCAGAUCCGGCGACAGACAAAUUGAGAAAGCGACGCUCGAGCCGCGCCGCCGGCCUAACCAGUAGCAAGGAGUCCCCGGGUAACACCCUUUACUUUCGGACGGGCGAUGAGACAUUGAGCUUACAGGACUGGGAGCGAUAUAUUCAGGGACAAAUGCAGAGACCGGCGGGACCACCACAUGUAGCUGGCGUACCUGCAAGCCCAAUGAGCCCGAUGAUGAGUCCGAUCUCGCCGACCUUUACGAACCCGUUCGUCGGCGGUACACGGUCAAGAGAUCCCUCUGACUACUUUCCCAGACCGCCCAGUGGGGCCGCCUCGGCUUCACAAUCACAGUUUAUCAGGGGCACAGGUUUGAGUCACAAGAACUCGAACCAAGCAUAUUCGAGUCGUGAGCGGCCCAUCACAUACUCGGGCUCGCCCAGUCUGCGCUCCAAACGAAGCGACAUUUCCUCGCAUGCUAGCUUCAUGAACCACUCGCACCAUCCGUCAUAUACGCAACACAGCGGCUACUACAACGCCGCACACCCCGCAGACCUGCCAUCGCCGGCCACCACAGUCCCCGAUCACGGUGUCGAGUUUAUUGAAGGUUGGACCGCCGCCCAAGGUCGAUCUUCGACCCUCAACUCGCCAAUCCGUGGCCGUGAUAGCAUCAGCUCUCAAGUUACGUCACCGAUUACCGUCAAUGCCCCCGCCGUGUCUUCGGCAGCCACGAUCGAAGCAAGCUCACCGCCAGGGCCUCGAGAAACAAUUCUCGACAGGGCUUUUCAAAUGCGCUGUAUUCCUGGAUCCGAAAAGGAGGUACCUGGUGAAGAGAACCUGAGUUCUUUGGCGCGCUUUGAAGCGCUUAUGCGGGAGAUGGACAAGAAGCGACAGUCCAGGGAGGCGGAAGAGGACAAGAGGGCGCGUCAACAAAAGCAGCAACAGCAUCAACCGCAGCCUGGGGCAUCGAAAAGUGGGUGGGACCAGGAUGAUGAAUCCAGCGAGGAUGAGUCUGAUUUUGAGGACUACCGACGGAACAGCAGCGACGCCAGAAACGUUUCUCAGCCUCGCGGUGGCUUGCAGCGGGGCCAUAGCUACAGUCACAGCCUUACGGCCCAAAGUGGUGGCUUUGCCCACGAGGUGGACUUGGAUGACGACGAAAUCGUCAUUCCCCCUGGGGCGCAGCGUGCCUUGGAUUUCAUCACAACAGGUCGCAGUUCUCCGGCGGUGCAGUCUCCUGUGAAUAUGGCCAGCCCAAGGAGUCCGAUGGAGUAUCAUCAUGGCUACGACAACAUGAUCCCGUCAAUGAACAACAGUGUGUCUUACCACGAUCCGCACGAACACUCCGGGACUGUCGCUCAAACAAUGUACAGGCAACACGAGGUAACAGAGAGUACCAUGAACCGAACGCACAUGCACCAAGCAGUUCAGCAGCAGAAUUACCCAUCAUCUGGCACAGCAACACCAACGGAUCACAUGACCUCUAUACCGGCGUCGUUGCUGGGAGGUUUAUCACGGCGCAAUACGUCAGAGAAGCGCAACUCAGCCUCGAGCUCAAAACGCAUCAGUUUCACUGAGCAGCUGACAAGGAGAUUGAGCAGCACAAGCAGCCUUCUACUUCAGACGAACCAUGAGAAAUCUUCAACCGGCCGCACGAGCCACGAUGGAGAGGCGAACCAAUCCUCAUACGGGUCGAGGUCAGCCACCUCGCAUCCUCGAGGGGUCAUACCUUCUUCCCAUGCGCCCCCGGGCCCACAGGAACGUGAAUGGGAGAAGAAAUGCGGUUGGCGCGGCAGCGUGGUCAUUGGCAAUGAAGGUGGUUUUCUUUGAACCUAUGGCAUGCCAGCAUUGAUUUUCUCAGCCUGUCUCCUUUUCCGACGAAAUGCGACAGAAAAAUCUUUUUUAUCUGAACAUUAGCACUUCUAUGCUUUUGCUGUUGGGAUGUAACGAUGAAACAUAUUCUUUUCUAGGGCAUCUGAACUGAUCAUGGAAAGGACAACGACCUGAAAAUCACGUUCGCGCCAUCUGUUGAGAUAUACCCUUUUUUUCUGCUUUAUUUCCUUCUCACGACUAUCAUGAUCAAGUUUUACUGCAAUCUCUGUAAUUAUUAGGAGCCAGCGGGGGAGGAGGUAGGAUCUAGAACUACUCGUCUGGGAAGGCGUCGGGGGCAUUUGUAGAGGUUAAGUCGCAUCUUGGAAUUUCUCAUACUCAUCUCAAGAGUUUAAUGAUAGCAUUUUUCAUCUCUCAAUCUUGAUCGCCUUGAACGCC
Pyricularia oryzae 70-15 is the source of this 3463-nucleotide messenger RNA. RefSeq lists its product as uncharacterized. The record is from RefSeq and is a predicted model, not a curated record. The transcript has 3 exons. Lineage: Eukaryota; Fungi; Ascomycota; Sordariomycetes; Magnaporthales; Pyriculariaceae. The coding region runs from base 914 to 3025 and encodes 703 amino acids.